AUGAAGCGGCAGCCCGUCCAAAGAAAAAGCAACGAAAACUUCAACUCCACUCCAGCUUUACCGAUCAUUCGUGAUCUUCCUCCGGAGGCUCCAACGUCAGAUGAUUCUGACGUAGAACGACGUCGACGCCUUUCACCCUCGGACAAUCGACCAGCACCUCCGGCAGCCGCUAAUCCAAGUGCUCCUGUUACCGUCCCUCCAAGACCAUCACCUUCCUUGGAACGUGCAGUGACAGUCUCUUCGCCAGCAGAAGCACCACCGAAUCCUGUGGUGCCCCCACGAUCUUCAGUCAACCAUCACCUACGACCUUGGACAGGCGCUGAAGAUCACGAGCUUGUCACUUUCAAAAGUGACGCACGGGCCAGACCCGCAUGGAAGACAAUUGGCUUCCGCCUCAAGCGGGAUCCGGAAGCCUGUAAAGCAUGUUGGCUAGUGCUGAGACAGAACAUGCCCGGGCUUAAUCCCCGCACCGAACCGGAAGCGGAAGGUGGAACUGCACACCGGCUCUUCGCCGAAUCCGGAGAGUUCUCAUCCUUGUGGUGCUCGAAGAUCAGAUUAUCUGAUCUUCGAGCACCUGAAGAGAUGGCACUGUUCACUUAUGCUACUUAUGCUCGACUCCUGAACCCAAGCCAAAUCCAGACCACAUCAGUUGGUGAUCUUUUGUACAAUAUCAGCCAAUACAUCUUUAAUACAUGGGGUGUCACCAUUGACGCUGACACCAUGGACCUUCGCUGGAGUGACCAAACAGGCGACACCUUUGCUCUUCGUCCUCAACACGUCAUCAGCCGCCUUCUCCUUGAAAAUCGUCCCAACUGGGCACAAGCCCAGGAAAUAGGUCCCAAUGCCCAAAGACAGUUCACGGUCACAGAAAUCGAUGCCGAAGGCACCGAGAGAUUGCGACGUCCAGAGUUCUUCUUCCAUGGAAUUGUUGGUCAUGUGAAGGACAUAUGGGGCUAUCGAAUCAAUGGAUGGAAAGAGGCAGCACGCCUAGCCAACUACUGGCGCAGAUACUUCGACAUUGAGGAUCCUGAGUUCAAUGCUCCGAUCCUCGAGACGAAACGGGUGAACAAGGAAGCAGAGGCUGAACCAUUUGAUUUCGCUGCGCUGGCAGGGAUUGACGCGGAAAGCCAUGGCUUACUACCGCAUGCAUAUUUCUGGACUGGAUGGAUGGAUGCGGCUCGCAUUCUCUCUGCCUUCAAUGUGAUUUGCACAGCAGCAAUGGCCCUAAGUGGUGGAGGCAAUGGUGGUAACCAAGACAUCGUGAAAGGUGCUGGCGCCAUCACUGAUGCAUUGGAGUUUCAAAGAAAGGCCACUGCAUUUAGCUUCUUUGAAGCUUGCCUGAAGAAUGGAGGCCAGCACUUCUUGCUUCUGUUCGAAAAAGGUCCACCAGUGGCACAAGCACAUGUGCCCGAGUUGGACCAGAUGCCUCAUCCCUCCCUCUACUACCAGGCCAUUGACAGCACCUUCCAAGAUCCGUCCAUCUUCGAACCAGUAGCCCCAUGGGAAGUCCUCUAUCGCCAGCCCUUUGCCUUAUGGUUGGGCUUCGUCUACCCUACCGGGCACAUCAGCAGCACAGGGCUUCUUCCCACCAGCUCCAUUUGGCUACUCCUCAUCGGCACCAGCUAUUCCAAUGCCAAUCUCCACUCCGACCUGGCAUCAACAAGUGAUGAUGAUGCAGCAAUCUCAGACCUAGCAGACGAUACUUCCGUGGCAGUUGAAACAGGCCAUAUGCCUGUUCCAAGUCAGAGCAACCAAUUGGCCACUGUCUUGCACAACAUCCUGAUUGCGGAUCUCGAAUACAAUGCUCCUCAUGCCAAUAUCCGUGAUGAUGAUGCAGCAAUCUCAGACCUAGCAGACGAUACUUCCGUGGCAGUUGAAACAGGCCACAUGCCUGUUCCAAGUCAGAGCAACCAAUUGGCCACUGUCUUGUACAACAUCCUGAUUGCGGAUCGUGAAUACAAUGCUCCGAUCCCCGAGAAGAUUGAAGACUUUGAGGACGAGACCUUUAGCAAUGCCAUCGAAAAGUCGGUCUUUUUCAUAUUGGUGUCAUCCACCUACGGUGCAGGCUCAGCCCCACCAAGUGCUGCAAAAUUUUUGGCGUGGCUGCGGAACAACAAGGCCGGCAACUCUGCCGUCGUGGUGGAGAAGAAGCCUUAUGGCAUAAUAGGCCUCGGAGACUCCAGCUAUCCACGUUUUUGUGCUGCGGUGGACAUCUAUGAGACGCUUCUGCUCGACCGCGGCGCAGGUCCGUGCUUGCUUCCAUCUGCGAAGUGCAAUGCCAAACUCAACGAAGAGAUCAGCUUCUGGGAUUGGGUCGACGACCUCCUCAGCGAGUUGUCUGGAUCUGGCAGCUUCUUGAAGGGCAAGGACCCAAUGCUCGAGAACCUCAUCAGCCAGGCUGAUGCUGAAGAAGCGCAGAAGACAAUCCCAAAUCGACGAGGCACCGGGAAAGAGAUCAAGUUCGAGAAGAAGUUCAUCUUGGUUCAGUUAGAUCAUGGACAUAUGACUGCCGGGGUCAACACCGGGCGCUGCCAGGCCAAGGUUCUGAGCAACGACACUCUCCAAGACCAGAAAGGACACGGCGUUGUUUCUCGAGUGACGAUCGAUAAGGGGCCCCGGCAGGAGUACUUUGCAGGUGAUGAAAUCCAAAUUUUCGCCCAAAAUUCGGACAAAGAUGUGGAAAUUUUUGCAAAGCACUUCGAUGCUUUACCGAAAAAUUUGGACAACCAAUUCUUGUUGUCAGGGUCGGAGAGCGACUUGCCCCUGCCCAACACUCACAGAUACAUUCUGAAGCGCUACAUUGCCUUGCAUGAUGAGCUGAUGUUUAGUGAGAUUCAAGUUCUUGCGUGCCUGAGCGAUGAUGCAAACCUCAAGCGCUUGGUUUUGGAUUACGAUGCCUUCAACACCUUCCAAAUCCACCGCCAUGUGCGAUGGCUGGACAUGUUCAAUGAGUUUCCUGCUUUGUGGGGCCGGAUUUCUGUGGAAAUCCUUUAUCAAGUUGCGCCUCGCAUUCGGCCUCGCUAUUAUUCGAUUUCAUCGGCGCCACACUCCUCACCAAAUCUUGUGGUGCCUUGGAGCGAGCAUGAAAUUUUGCAAGAGUUUUUCAUGGCUUGUCUUACUGAAGGAUGA
This is a messenger RNA of Cladocopium goreaui, 3129 nucleotides long. Lineage: Eukaryota; Dinophyceae; Suessiales; Symbiodiniaceae. The record is from the annotation of a GenBank genome assembly.